This is a messenger RNA of Polistes canadensis, 2623 nucleotides long. RefSeq names its product neutral ceramidase (gene CDase). Gene Ontology annotation, cellular component: extracellular region. Gene Ontology annotation, molecular function: N-acylsphingosine amidohydrolase activity. Gene Ontology annotation, biological process: ceramide catabolic process; long-chain fatty acid biosynthetic process; sphingosine biosynthetic process. The coding region runs from base 304 to 2457 and encodes 717 amino acids. The transcript is spliced from 15 exons. Lineage: Eukaryota; Metazoa; Arthropoda; Insecta; Hymenoptera; Vespidae. The record is from RefSeq and is a predicted model, not a curated record.
UACACAUCGCAGUAUGUGAACCGAGGAACAUUUGACGCUCACGUAGUGUCAUGAGCAGUUGUUAAAGAAGACUAUCACGAUCCUAUUGCGUUCUCUGAUGCUUUAAUUCAUAGUUCGUUCAUAUAUAAUUCAGUAACUAAAAACGUAAUUACAUUUAUCCUUGAUUAUUAUUUGUUAUUCGAUCAGAUUUUUCGAGAAACGGAUAUCGACGAUAUGAUACGCUGAUUGGACGAGAGGAUUAUUGAUUUCGAAUUGGCCAAUGAGAAAAGGAUGUUUGAAAAGGUUAGAAGUACAGUAAGCUGAAUGGAUACGAAGAGAUUACGAUUAAAUGAUUUAUCCGCACUAUGGAUCGUCUUUAUUUUAUUGAUGAUAUCUCCGAGCUGUCAUGCAUCUUACAGCAUCGGAGUUGGCAUUGCAGAUUCAACCGGUCCACCUGCAGAAAUCGUAUUCAUGGGAUAUGCAAAGAUGGAUCAAAAAGGAUCAGGUAUUCAUCUUCGAACCUUUUCACGUGCGUUCAUCAUCGACGACGGCGAGGAGAGGUUUGUUUUCGUCAGUGUCGAUAGUUCUAUGAUUGGAAUUGAGGUUCGAAAAGAGGUACUAAAUAAAUUGAAAUCGCAAUAUGAUAACUUGUAUACGGAGAAAAACGUGAUGAUCAGCGGUACGCAUACGCAUUCUAGUCCAGGUGGUUUCAUGAUGGACGUACUUUUUGACCUUACCACGUAUGGAUUCUCCAAGGAAUGUUUCAAUGCCAUUGUAAAUGGUAUAACAAAUAGUAUCCGACGUGCUCACGAUUCAGUUGUACCUGGAAGGAUUUUUAUUACCCAAGGAGAAAUUUUCGAUGCAAAUAUAAACAGAAGUCCGAUCGCAUACCUUAAUAAUCCAAAAGAAGAAAGAGAUAAAUACGAUCAUGAUGUUGAUAAAACGAUAACGCAACUACAAUUCGUUGGUGUUGAUAACAGACCGUUGGGUGUUAUCAAUUGGUUUGCUGUUCAUCCGACUAGUAUGAAUAAUACUAAUCAUUUAAUAUCAAGCGAUAAUGUGGGCUAUGCAUCUAUACUUUUUGAAAAAAUGAUGAAUAAAGAUGCUAUGAUCGGCAAGGGUCCAUUUGUCGCUUCGUUCGCUUCGACGAACUUAGGCGACGUUUCACCAAAUACUCGUGGUCCAAAAUGCGAAUUUUCUGGAUUGAACUGUACCGAACAAUCCACUUGUCCAGGGAAAAAAGAAAUGUGUUUUGCAUCAGGACCUGGCAAGGAUAUGUUUGAAAGUACCAGUAUUAUAGCAACAAAACUAUUCAAUAAGGCGACGGAUCUUUGGAAGAAUGGUCGUCCGAAGGAAGUAGUCGGUCCGAUACGUGUUGUACAUCAAUUUGUUGAUAUGCCUAAGGAAUCUGCAACGUUUUAUAAUAAAACUACAGGAGAAUUUGAGAAAGUAUAUGGUUGCUUACCAGCAAUGGGUUAUAGUUUUGCUGCUGGUACAACUGAUGGGCCAGGUUCGUUUUCUUUCGAACAAGGUACCACGACUUCUAAUCCUUUUUGGAACGCAGUACGAAAUUUUUUAGCUGCUCCUACAGAUGAAGACAUUCGUUGUCACAGUCCUAAACCUAUUUUACUUGCCACAGGUCGAAUGAAGUUCCCGUACCAGUGGCAACCGAGAAUCGUUUCAACGCAGGUCGCUUUUAUUGGAAAUGUUAUUAUCGCUGGAGUACCAGGUGAAUUCACGACAAUGUCUGGAAGAAGACUGAGAGAGGCUAUCAAAACUGCUACGAAUAGCGUCACAUACGAUGAGGAUUACACUGUGAUAAUCGCAGGCCUUUGUAAUACUUACAGUGAUUACAUUACCACCCCAGAGGAAUACCAAAUUCAAAGGUACGAAGGAGCAUCCACUAUAUACGGUCCACAUACAUUAACUAUUUAUCUUAAAUUAUAUCAAAAUCUUGUAAUGUCUGCCAUUCAAAAGAAAGAAGUUAAUCCGGGUCCUAGCCCGCAGUAUUUAAGCUCGAAAAAAAUGAUCAGCUUUAUCACACCGGUUCUUUUCGAUGCGGCAAGCUGGGGAUACAAUUUUGGCGAUUGUGUGAUACAACCGAAUUCUGUCGUUUAUCCUGGAGAUAUCGUCAAAGUAUCAUUCAUCUCGGGACAUCCGCGAAAUAACCUAAUGACGGAUGAAACGUAUUUGAUAAUCGAACGAUUAGCGAUAAAUAACAAUACUUGGAUUACUGUUGCUACGGAUGCUGACUGGGAAACAAAAUUCGAAUGGGUCAGAAAAUCUGUUGUCCUUGGUUCGAGUCAGGUUUACAUUACCUGGGAAAUUCCAAAAGAUGUUAAACUUGGUGAAUAUCGUAUCAAACAUUUCGGAUAUUAUCGUUAUAUUCUAGGAGGCAUCUAUUCUUAUCAAGGAACCACUAAUAGCUUCAAUGUGGUCCAAUCUGAUCCUAAUAUCAGUCGAAUAAGAUAUUCCUAAAGACCAUCAAUUUGCCACGUAACAUUUGUUAUAAUCAUUUAACAGAUGAAACGAAUUACGCUUAAUUAUCUUGUCUACGAAUGUAUAUAUUUAUAUAUACAUAUAAAUAUGAACAAUAUUUACUUAUUAUGGGCAUUUGUAAAUUUUAAUUAACUUUCGAAACACG